AGGAUGGAUGUGCUCGACAGCCUUCUCGUGAAUGGGAGCAACAUCACCCCUCCCUGUGAGCUGGGAAUCGAAAAUGAGACGCUCUUCUGCUUGGAUCAGCCCCAUUCUUCCAAAGAGUGGCAGCUGGCUGUGCAGAUCCUCCUGUAUUCCUUGAUAUUCCUGCUCAGCGUGCUGGGAAACACCCUGGUCAUCACGGUGCUGAUUCGGAACAAGAGGAUGAGAACUGUCACCAACAUCUUUCUGCUCUCCCUGGCCGUCAGCGACCUCAUGCUCUGCCUCUUCUGCAUGCCGUUCAACCUCAUCCCCAACCUGCUCAAGGAUUUCAUCUUCGGGAGUGCUGUUUGCAAGACUACCACCUACUUCAUGGGCACUUCAGUGAGCGUCUCCACCUUUAAUCUGGUGGCCAUAUCUCUGGAAAGAUACGGUGCAAUCUGCAAACCCUUACAGUCCCGGGUCUGGCAGACAAAAUCCCAUGCUUUGAAGGUGAUCGCCACUACCUGGUGCCUCUCCUUUACCAUCAUGACUCCGUACCCAAUUUAUAGCAACUUGGUGCCUUUUACCAAAAAUAACAACCAGACCGCAAACAUGUGCCGCUUCCUACUGCCGAAUGAUAUGAUGCAGCAGUCCUGGCACACGUUCCUGUUACUCAUCCUCUUUCUUAUUCCUGGAAUCGUGAUGAUGGUGGCCUAUGGAUUAAUCUCUCUGGAACUUUACCAAGGAAUAAAAUUUGAUGCUAUCCAGAAGAAGUCUGCUAGGGAAAGGAAACCGAGCAGCAGCAGCGGCGGCGGCAGGUACGAGGACAGCGACGGCUGUUACCUGCAGAAGCCCAGGCCCCGCACCCGGCUGGAGCUGCAGCAGCUGUCCAGCAGCGGGGGCGGCAGCAGAGUCAACCGCGUCAGGAGCAGCAGCUCGGCGGCCAACCUAAUGGCCAAGAAGCGGGUGAUUCGCAUGCUCAUGGUCAUCGUGGUCCUCUUCUUCUUGUGCUGGAUGCCCAUCUUCAGCGCCAACGCCUGGCGGGCCUAUGACACGGCCUCAGCCGAGCGCCGCCUCUCCGGGACCCCCAUUUCCUUCAUCCUCCUGCUGUCCUACACCUCGUCCUGCGUCAACCCCAUCAUCUACUGCUUCAUGAACAAACGGUUCCGCCUCGGCUUCAUGGCCACCUUCCCCUGCUGCCCCAACCCCGGUCCCCCAGGGGUGAGAGGGGAGGUGGGGGAGGAGGAGGAAGGCAGGACCACGGGGGCCUCCCUGUCCAGGUAUUCCUACAGCCACAUGAGCGCCUCUGCCCCACCCCCGUGAGCUGUCCCCAGCGCCAGUGCCUCCGCAGGAGGGGGUGGAGGGGGGGAGAUGACAAGGAGGGUUCCAUUUCCAGUGGGAAUUGUUCACUGUCUGCUUUUCAUCCUUCAUCCGGGUUCCAGGGGAAGUCUACGGAGGCUGGGGCCCGCACUCGGUUUCUGGGCGACUGGAGGCAGGA
This is a messenger RNA of Prionailurus viverrinus (fishing cat), 1471 nucleotides long. RefSeq names its product cholecystokinin A receptor (gene CCKAR). NCBI's taxonomy places the organism in Eukaryota, Metazoa, Chordata, Mammalia, Carnivora, Felidae. Gene Ontology annotation, cellular component: membrane. The record is from RefSeq and is a predicted model, not a curated record. The coding region runs from base 4 to 1296 and encodes 430 amino acids. Gene Ontology annotation, biological process: neuropeptide signaling pathway. The transcript has 5 exons. Gene Ontology annotation, molecular function: cholecystokinin receptor activity; neuropeptide receptor activity.